AAGUAUAAAUAACGAGUUAUUUAUGAAGUGUGUGAUUUAUUGAAUGUGGCAAACAUCACUUUGUUAUCGAAUAGGAAGUGAAGGAAACUAACCAACCAGGGACACGGAACGUGUCAUGCGCAGCAGCGCUUGUGAUGGCAGUAUGGCGCGCGUGAAGGUGAACGAGCGCACAAACGUCAGUAACCAGUAGUCGUCCCCUUCCGCCGGGUUUCACCAAAGAGCGACGGGACGUCCUCUCAGCCUACAGUUCGUCCCUCUGCCCAGCGGUCAUGACCAGCCUGUCCAGCUACGCGGUGCGCAUGGCCCGGCUGAGCGCACAGAUCUUCGGUGGUGUGGUGCGUCCGACGGACUCCAGGUCCAUGAAGGUGGUCCAGCUCUUCCAGGAGCCUCCCAUGGCCAAGAAGAAGGAGGUGUUCGACUGGUACCCGCAGCACAAGGUUUACUACUCCAUGACCCAGAAGCUCCGGUUCAUGGGGCUGUUCAGAGACGAGCAUGAGGACUUCAAGGAGGAGAUGCGCCGUCUGAGGAAACUGAGAGGAAAAGGGAAACCGAAGAAAGGAGAAGGAAAGAGAGCGGCCAAGAAGAAAUGAGCUGCUUUCUUUUCUUCCCGAAUGCAGGCUGACAGGAUGGAACUGUGUACAUUCUGUUUCAUGCGAUCCUCAAGGAGGGACAGGAAGGACUUGUUGCUACUUGAUGGUCUACUGUGGCCAGACCCCCCCGACGAGGCAGAAACGAGAAGACGCAGAGUGUCACCACAGACCCGAAACAAAAACUAAUAAUCAUCCCCACACGUAAUGGACAUAAGAUUCAAAAUGUCAAUAAAGAUGGUCUGGUACCUCUA
Molecule: messenger RNA, 841 nt
Organism: Gasterosteus aculeatus aculeatus (three-spined stickleback)
Lineage: Eukaryota; Metazoa; Chordata; Actinopteri; Perciformes; Gasterosteidae
Gene: mrps33
Product: mitochondrial ribosomal protein S33
Cellular component (GO): mitochondrion
Source: RefSeq, a predicted model, not a curated record